UCCGCUCUCCGCGGUUCCGGGCGCUGCGUUAUAGCAUGUUUCAUUCCCACGUGGAGAUUACGUGUUUUUCGUUUGUGUUUCAGUGCUCAUCUAAGAUUGUUUAAAAAUAAUUUUCCGACGUCUCCGGAGGAAAUAGAUUCCUGCUUCUGUGUUUCGCACAACUAUCGGGUUAAUUUUCCAACUUCCUCGUUCAUCGAUUUCCUCACGGAUUGAAGCUGUGAAUUUUCACCCUAUGUUUUGAACGUUUACGCUUAGCCUUUCGAGCUAUGACAAUACUUUGAAAACAGUUGUGUCGGUUUUGUAGAUGUUUUUUUCUUGUAUCCUCGUCAUGAACAUCUAAGUGCUUAAUUUAACCUUGGUAUUGAGUGGUAAAAGUUAUAAACGAGGAAUUUUCGUCAAAUUUUAUGUGGAUUGCAAAGCAUCAUUUCUUUCCGCUGAAAGUGCGAAUUGAAAAUUUUUUGGAUCUAUUGAACGGUGACAAAUCGAUUUUUGGAAGAAAAAUUAUUUUUUUGUUGUAACACUGUGCCCUAUGUAAGUGAAAAAGUGAAACAGGUGCCCUCGUUUUUUUCGUGAUUUAAAAAAAAAAAAUAAUUAUAUAAUUGCAAUUCCUCCCUAGAUUGAACCGGUUGAAUUGUAUUUUUAAAGCUUUGUACUUUUUUGUGCGGAUUCAAAAUCUUUUGACGAAGCAAAAGCUUAAAAAUAUCGUAAUAUUUGGAAUAAUUUCCCUAACUGAUUAUUCCAAAAGUGUCUACUGUUUUUUCGAAAUUCAGCUCAAGCUCAGGUUAUAAUUUGCAUCCCCUCCCACUUCUCGGUAUAUCGUGUUAAGGGUACAUCUCGGCAGUUUCAAAGCCUCAGUGUGUUUAAAGUUUCCCAAGCUCUCAAGUAUCAGAAAAAGGGCUAGAAAGGAAUUAACUUAAGCCCUUCCCCUCCGUCCGGAUAUUAGACUACUCGCCACGUAAAAAAGCAUUUCACAAGUUGGCCCGCCCAAUUGAAUUUUGCACCUCGGAGUUGUUAUCUUUUUUAAAUAAUUUCGGAUAUAAAGUUUAGGAUUGGAUCCGAAGAUUUGAUCCGAGCGAGUUUGGACUCGAGGGAAGUUGAAGCCGGUGCAGCUUUCGAGCUUUCCCCCGGAAAGUUUCUUGCGACGGGAACUUAAUUCAGGCAUGCCUCGCGCCCGCACACUAAUUUGAUGAUGGAAGCUAAAAAAGCACAUCAAUCGGUGGAAAGUUAAAUGAUAUGAGGAAUGCUGCAACUCGAGGUUUUAUUGCAUCAAUCAGAAAAUGACGGGUCAGGAAGAGAACUGGCUGGUAGCUUAUGAUUGAAGCAUGGAUGCACAGCAAUUAAUCGCUCAGACCUAUCUACCCAAAAGAGCGUACCCAAGUCUUGGAAGCAAUGGCACUGUGGGCUAUUACAUCCCACAGAAUGCUAUUCUUACGUUCGCACGUCCUUUGGGACGGAGGAGGCUCAUAGCUAAAACUUUAAAGGCCUUGCUGAUAGUAAUUAUGCUGAUAACCAUCGGAAUCAAUGUCAUUUUCAUUUUGGAUACAAGUCAUCGUCUUCAGGAAGAAACCUCAAACUCUGUUGAUAUUGACCUGAACAUUGAAAGUGAUGGAAGGAAAACAUCCCGACAUUUGGAGAACUCUCUGCGGUUUCUGAGCAUUGAAGUACUCUCCAGUCAGUCUAAAGUUUCAGUCUCAGUAAAUGGUGCAACGAUUUUAGAGGAUGGUGGACAGCAAACUGGCAGAGGCAUUCAUGUUCUCGUCCUGAGUCAGUCAAGUGGUAAUGUAAUGGCACAGCGGGUCUUUGAUACAUAUUCUCCUCAUGAAGACGAUGCCAUGGCUCUAUUUUUGAAUAUGGUGUCUGAUAGUCGAAUCAUCAUUUUUGCUAUUAAGGAUGAAGGCACAUUUCAAAUGAAGCAGGCAGCAAGAGACUUGAUUAAAAGGCUCGGCUCUCAGCAUGUCCAGAUAAUUGGUUGGAGAGAUAUGUGGGCUAUGGUCACACAAAAAGGGGGUAAAAUGUUUGGAGAAACGUACAGCAAGAGUUCAGAUUUCAGUUCAUGGGGUGCCGCAGUUUUAUUAAAAACAGAGGUUCCCCUAGUUCCUUUUGAAGAAAGUGAAUGUGAUUGGCCAGAAUCUGAAGAAAAUGUUCGCAGAAAAGAAUUUUGCAGCAACAUCGAGGGUUAUGGCAGUGUUUGUUGCUGCAAUGAUCCUGCUUCCUUAACAUUUCAGCCAGAACAGUUCCCAAACAAUCAAGUGGCCGAUGUUCCUGUCGUUAUUAUUGCCAGUAACCGCCCACAUUAUCUCUACAGAAUGCUUCAAUCGCUACUUUCAGCACAAGGUGUCAAUAAAGACAUGAUAACUGUCUUCAUUGACGGGUAUUUCGAUGAGCCGCUUCAAGUAACAAAACUCUUUGGUCUAAGAGGCAUUCAACACACUCCGAUCGGAGUAAAAAAUGCACGCAUAUCACAACAUUACAAGGCUUCCUUGACUGCCACUUUCAGCCUGUUUCCUAAAGCAAAAUACGCCAUCGUGUUGGAGGAGGAUUUAGAUGUUUCGCCCGAUUUUUUCAGUUAUUUCAACCAAACUUUGAAUCUGCUGGAGAAAGACAGCAGUAUAUACUGCAUCUCAGCAUGGAACGAUCAAGGGUAUGAGCAUACAAGCAGUGAUGUUACACAGCUUCAGCGUGUGGAAACUAUGCCAGGACUAGGUUGGGUCUUGAAACGAUCAUUGUAUAAGGAUGAACUUGAGGUCAAAUGGCCAACCCCAGAAAAGAUGUGGGAUUGGGACAUGUGGAUGAGAAUGCCUGAAAUCCGCAAAGGGAGAGAAUGCAUUAUUCCGGAGGUCUCACGAACUUAUCAUUUUGGCUCGCUGGGUCUCAAUAUGAACUCUUAUUUCCAAGACACCUAUUUCAAAACUCACUCUUUCAACACGCAGCCUAUCGUGAAACUAUCUAAUAUAGAAAGUGUUAUGAAAGAUAAUUAUGAGAAAUUAGUCAUUCAAAUGAUCAAAAAAGGUGUGAUACUGGACCAUAGCAAGUCUCCUUGUGAAGAGAACUUCUUGCCUGAUUCUAAAGACAGUGUAUUUAUUAUGUAUAUCAAAAUGGAAGCACCGAAGGACCAUCAAACAUGGUUGGAAGUUGCUAAGUGCUUCAAAAUCUGGGACUUGGACGCUCGUGGCUAUCACAAAAGUAUGUGGCGGCUUAGGAUGAAGAAAAGUGAGCUGCUGGUGAUAGGUGUUCCUAACUCUGAAUACUCGGUGUACAAACCUGCUAACGUAACACCAAUCUACCUAGAAAGUCAAAAUGCGAAGCAUAAAGUAAGCUAGCAGCAAGUAACUGUCUAGUCUUUUGUAGUCAAUGUUGAUUGAAAGUCAUCAUUGCUCCUUAAAUUCCAAAACUGUUGAACCAAUUUUAAGAUUUUAAAAGUCGUUAUUCUUAUGUGCCUCUACUCAUAUAUAUUUUCACUUUACGUGUAAUUUUUUUUGUACUAUAUACAACUAAUCUUAUUUUUUUUCUUCAAUACGAGCAAAAAUGUCAGUCUCGCCCAUGUCAAUCAAAAAUUGCGCAGGCUCUGAGGUUUUGACAAAUUAUGCAUGAAUUUCGAGUCAAUAAGUACCAUGUUUCACCAUAUCUUAAAGUAUUAUCUGAAUUAGUCCAAGAACUUGUAUGUUAAUUAAGGUGUCUUUAAAGUUUGUGUUCUCGACGAAUUUCUCAACCCAUUCAUAGAUUAGUUUAAUUGUCAGGGCCAUUAUGAAGGAAUUGUGCAUCAAGUUAACUUGCUCUGUUCAUGGGCAAUUGUUUUGGUUGUGUUUGUCUGAAUGCUCAAUAGACAGUGCCAUGGGUAUUGCUCUAAAGAUCAUUCAAGGGCACUCUAUUGCCAUCCUGGUUACUUGCAAUGCUGAGUGUGGUAGACAAAAAAAUGCUAGCAGGUGAAUGGGUUGAAAAAAAGUCUAGCACAUAAGACUACUGUCUGAAAUAAGCAGAAAUUAAUUUUUACUGUGCAAUAAGAAAUCACUAAGUGUUCAUUACUUCUCUGACGAUGAAAAAAGUUUAGAUAGAAAUUCUCAAUAUCUUUUACUCUGAUACAUUGUGUUGGACUUUAGCCAUCAAUAUAGUUCAGUCAUGAUAUUUCAAGUUUAUCCUUUUGCUCUUUGAUAGACGAGAGAACUAGAACCUUAAUUUGCAAAAAUGUAUCUCAACAAUAAUUUAAGUUUUUCUAAUGCUCAAAUUUGCCCUCUAAAAUUCUUCUGAAGAAUACUCGGAAUUUUUUUGUGGAAAACAUUCCACGGACAGGAAGUAUUAAGGAAUUAACUUUUUCUGAAUGCUUUUUUGACGAAUGUUGAUGUUUGAAAACAUGAAUUUUUUGAAAACCGCCCAUGAAAUCCUCCAGUCUCCAAAAGGAGUUUCGUCUAAGGGAGUAAGCUGAGUGUAGUUUUAUCAAAAACUGUACUGAGACAAGCUUCAUUUAGGGGGUUUGCAAACUUCUAAUGGUUAAGAAGGUGAGAAAGAGUCAUAAAGAAUCAGUAGACAUCAAAGGACCCUUUUUUUCAGCCAAUAUUCUAAAUUUGAACAUUUUUUAUCAGUGUUUCGGAUAUUUCUGCAUGGGUGAUGGUAUGCACACACCAUGUGGUUUGUAGGGUGAAAUUAAGUUUGGAGAAGCAAGUGUCUAUAUUUUUUUCUCUGCAUUAUUCCUUUUAUGGACUAUUUAUACCGUUUUCAGAAAACUGGAAGAGGUUGUGAACCGUUCCAAGAUACACAAUUUUUGUAGUCACUUGUUUUGGUAUUUCAGGAAAUGUGUUUUGCUUGUUAUUUUUCUUGUGGCAAAGAAAAUGUCACAUGUAGGUUAGACCUAUCAUGAAAUAUCCAGUACUGGUAAUGACCCUCGUUUUGAACUGUGGCAUGACUUUAGUUUUCUUGUUGCCAUUCUGAUAAUUCUAAGUUUGUCUCUUUUGUCAAUUCGACUAUGACUCACAAUUAGAAGAUAUAUAUGCCCUCUUACUCAAAUUCAUAGCCUCACAGUUUCCCUCAUUUUUAGAUGUUGGCUACAAUCUACAUGAGUUGUAAUAAAUUGAAACGUUUUGACAAUAGUGUACGCUGUAUUGAAAAUACACAUGCGUCAGAAUGCAUAUAGUAUUCAUAAUUCUUCCCUAGAGCAUUUCAGUAUCUGCAUACAAGCUGACAACAGAUAUAUAUUUAUAACAAUAACAUAACAAGAGCAUUCCUCUUUUUGAUUUUCCAAGUUUUUCAUGAAGCAUGAAAAAAUGAUCAGUAUCUUUCAAAGAGUGAGUCAACAGCACUCGUGACGUUCAAGAUUAUGCGUACAUGUAAUACUGCCUCUAAUAGUUUUGCGUCAAUACUCCAUGUAAUUUUUGUUAAAGUGUACAUUGAUUUAUUUGUCCUCUGUGAUCCUUCAUAUUUAAGUUAUUUAUUUUCAUCCUAGUAAUUCGGUUUUUUCAAUGGGAAUGAAAAAACUCACGUACGUCAUCAUGACCAAAACUGACUGUGUUUUCCUAGUUGAUAUUCUUCCAAUUUUAAUCGACUUAGUUACUAAAAGAAUUGUUAAUUUUUUAUCCUCGACAUACAUAAUUUAAAUUGAUUCAAUUGUU
This is a messenger RNA of Bemisia tabaci, 5600 nucleotides long. RefSeq names its product protein O-linked-mannose beta-1,2-N-acetylglucosaminyltransferase 1. Gene Ontology annotation, molecular function: beta-1,3-galactosyl-O-glycosyl-glycoprotein beta-1,3-N-acetylglucosaminyltransferase activity. Gene Ontology annotation, cellular component: Golgi membrane. The record is from RefSeq and is a predicted model, not a curated record. Gene Ontology annotation, biological process: protein O-linked glycosylation via N-acetylgalactosamine. NCBI's taxonomy places the organism in Eukaryota, Metazoa, Arthropoda, Insecta, Hemiptera, Aleyrodidae.